Messenger RNA from Esox lucius (northern pike), 4148 nucleotides. It is a transcript of the gene zbtb40, whose product is annotated as zinc finger and BTB domain containing 40. Gene Ontology annotation, biological process: regulation of transcription by RNA polymerase II. Gene Ontology annotation, cellular component: nucleus. Gene Ontology annotation, molecular function: DNA-binding transcription factor activity, RNA polymerase II-specific; RNA polymerase II cis-regulatory region sequence-specific DNA binding; protein binding. The transcript is spliced from 11 exons. The record is from RefSeq and is a predicted model, not a curated record. Lineage: Eukaryota; Metazoa; Chordata; Actinopteri; Esociformes; Esocidae. The coding region runs from base 573 to 3269 and encodes 898 amino acids.
AGGAUGUGUGUUAGUUUGUGUCCAGAUUAACAGUGAUCAGGGUUGUGCUUUUGCUAUUGUUUCUGACAUUUCGUUUUAUCCUCGAAGCUAGCUUAGCUAGCUAGUAGUAGCAUGGUCUACUUGGAUUUUGAAACUACAAAUGUUGAUGACCAUAUAUGGCUACGGCCAUGCAGUGUUUUCAUAUUUCUUUAACAAGCUAGCUAAACUUUACCAAUUAAUUUACCUAAUAAUCUAAUAUUUUACAUGCCAUAGUCUAAGGGUAAUAUUUGCCUUCAACUUUACUGCUUUCAUAGUAUAAUUUAAUGUAAAUAUUAAUAAUAUUGCUACAGUAAUUUCCUUCGUAGAUGCGAUUAGAACAGGAAGAAAAGAUCAGUCUUGUUCUGUAACAUGAUGGAAAACAAGAAAUCCACGAACUCCUUCCUAGCGCACACACCUCUAUUGACUUUAUUUGCGAUCAUACUGUACGCUGUCACCACUAUAAAUAUCUAAAUCACCACAGUUUGGAAGAAAGCUUGUCAGUUGUGCCGGUGGCGUGUUUCCUCGUUCCCCGUACCCGUGCAAGGCUGUUAGAGAUGGAGCUGCCCAACUACACCAGGCAACUGACGCAGCAGCUACGCUCCUUGAGGAAAGAGGGUCAGUUCUGUGACUGCUCCAUUCUGGUGGGGGACACUCCCCAUCAAGCCCACAAGCUAGUGCUGGCUGCCUCCAGUCUGUUAUUCAGGUCUCUGCUGGAGGGCUCAGAUACCAUCUCAAUUGACACGGCCGUGGUGUCCUCCCAGGAGUUCUCUUGCUUGCUGGACAUGGUGUACACUGGAAAGCUGCCCCCAGGGAAACACAACUUCACCCGCAUCAUCGCAGCCGCAGACAGUUUGCAGAUGUUCGACGUAGCUGUGGGCUGCAAGAACAUCCUCGCCAACUUGAUGAAGCAGUCAACUACUAUCACUGCCACGACACACACCACCAAAUCAGCCUCACCUUCACCAACCACCACCAGACCAGCCUCACCUUCACCAACCACCACCAAACCAGCCUCACCUUCACCAACCACCACCAAACCAGCCUCACCUUCACCAACCACCACCAAACCAGCCUCACCUUCACCAACCACCACCAAACCAGCCUCACCUUCACCAACCACCACCAAACUAGCCUCACCUUCACCAACUACCACCACACCAAGCUCACCUUCACCAACUACCAACAGCCCUCAGCUGAAACAGCUGAGCCAGAAUGCUGAGCACACAGGUUCCCUCGAGGCAGCAGUUCCUAACAUGGUAGAGGGCGGUGUGAACAUUGGCACUUCUGGAGCCAAGGGGAAGGGGGAGGAGCCAUCUUUGGAGAGGGGAGUGACCACCCAAGCAGCCACACAAACCAAGCCAAUGAAAGAGAAGAAAGAUAUGGCUGGACCACCAUCUAAAAGAGCUUGCCUACAACGUCCAGGGAGCGCAGCUGACCUGGAUACUCUGUCAGCUGGAGAAGCCAAGAUGCCAGCUGAAGUCGGAGAUCUGUGGCAGUUUUUAAAAGGGCUCCAGACCUGGGACCGCAUCUCCACCGAGGAGAAACAGGUGAUACUGUCCUGCUGUGACGAGGAUCCUGGGGGUCCCGCUGUGUUCCAGAGGCUCCAGAGCAGGGUGAAGGAGCAGCACGGUCUCACUGCCCAGACAUUACUCACCCUACUGGGACUGCUCAGGGAGUUCCACCCAAAUCUGGCAACCCUGCUGCAGGAGCAACCAGAGGGCCUCAGCCAGGGAGCUACAGGCUCCGAGGCUGAGGAGCUGGAGGAGGAGCAGGCUCAGUCCGCCACUGGCCAGGUAGGAGAAGAGGAGGAGGACACAGAAGGAGAGGGCGAAAGAAAGACCAGGUCCAAAGCUAAACGAUCCCCCCGUCGGUUUUCGUGUCUCUGGUGCAAUAAGGUGUUUGACUAUAAGUGUCGCAUGGUGGCCCAUGCCGACCGCUGCUCCAUGUCCCAGGAGGCCACGCUGCAGUGCCCGGAGUGUGCAGAGGAGAUGCCUACGCCGCAGGCACUACAGCUCCACCGCAACAAAGAACACCCAGAGCCCAAAACCGCCAAGAAGAAACGGGCACAGGUGUCCUGCGAUAUCUGUGGCAGGACUUUUGCCCAUCCCUCCGGUAUGCUGUACCACAAACGCACAGAGCACUUUGAACAGAAGCCGUUCGUGUGUGAAGAGUGCGGGGACAAGUUUGGGGCCAACUCGUCCCUGAAGAACCACAUGCGACUCCACACUGGAGAGAAGCCGUACCGCUGCAAGAACUGUGACAUGAGCUUCAGUGUGGCUGCCGCGCUGGCCUACCACACCAAGAAGAAACACUCUGAGGGAAAAAUGUAUUCCUGUCAGUACUGCGAGGCUCUCUUUGCUCAGUCCAUUGAGCUGACGCGGCACGUGCGAACACACACUGGGGACAAGCCCUAUGUGUGCCGGGAGUGUGGCAAAGGCUUCAGCCAGGCCAACGGCCUCUCCGCUCACCUACACACCACUCACAAUGUCAAGGAGCCCCAUGACUGUCAGAAGUGUCGUCUGAGUUUCCCCUCCUUGGAGGACCACAGGACACACAUCCAGGAGUGCCACCCUAAGGAGUUCCACCAGUGUCCCGAGUGCAGCAAGUUGUUCACCAACCCGGCUCUGCUCGAGAAGCACAUAGCAGUGCAUGCUGGGGGGAAGCCAUACAGCUGCAAGAUCUGUCAGAGGUCCUACCAGCAAAUGUCAGGGCUGUGGUACCAUAACCGGACCAACCACCCAGAGGUGUUUGGCGGUCAGAGCAGCCGGCAGCUGAAGUCUCUGCUGCGGUGCAACGUGUGCUCCAAGUUCUUUCCCAGUGCCAGUAGCCUGGCCAAGCACCAGAGGACCGAGCACCCAGACCCAGACCCAUCGGGGGUGAAGUGCGCGCAUUGUCCAGCCCUUUUCCCCAGCGAGGCCGACAUGCAGGAACACGCCAGCACUGAGCAUUUCAGCCAGGAGGGGGCAGCAGUGGGCUGCUCUCUCUGCCCCUUGGUCUGCUCCUCCCAGCUGCAGCUCCAGGAGCAUUUCCUGUCCUUUCACAUAGGAGUGGUGGAGGAGCAGACCUCCACCUCCCAGACGGAGACAGAGGCGGACCCUGCUGGUGAGGCGGAGCAAGUGCUCUCUGUGGACCAAUCCCAGCAGGUGUUUGUUGCCCUGGGCAAUGGGGAGGAUGGUGACUCCAGCUCAGAGGUGAUGGCAGUCAACAUGGAAGACCUGCUAAAUGGGACAGUCACCUUCAUUUGUGACUAGGGCCAGUGACCUCUGACCCUUUACUUUUGCUCUCUGGUCACCACUUCCUGGUGAAGGAGGAGUUGUCUUAACAGUGGCCAGUGGUUGAAUAUAUGGUAUGAAUUAAUUUUACAGUCUAAUGCUUCAAGUGACAGUGGUUGUGUAUCCAAUGAGAGCUGUAUAUACAGGACAUAACCUACUAAGGGCCCUCAAUUAGUGUUGUUCUUCUGAACAGAGCUGUUUAUGCUCUUCAUUUCCUUUGCAAGUGUGAAAAAAGGAGUGGUGAUUUUCAAUCAUGGCUUUCAGACUUCGGCACUGGACAUUAACGGACAGGUCAGUGAGCUUGUGGACCACAACAGCCUAUGAACCGUCAUUAAAGACAAGUUCUCCUCCUAAAGAAAAACAUGUGAACAAAUUUACUCCACCUGUCAGCAAGUCCUGUGAUUUAUUUGGAAAUGUAGUUAGUCUAAUGUGCACCAAUCAGUCCUGGCAAGCGUUUCAAAUGCUUCCUAGAAUCACUGCUGUAGAUCACACAAGUCUGUACCCAUUUGAUAGUCAUACAAGUUAGUGUGGUCAAGCCAGGAACCCCCUGUGGAAUUUAGAGAAAACGGGAAGGAGGAACAAAUCGUCACUGACACCACAGAAAUGUAUCAUCUUUGAUCUCCAGGCACAGGUAGAUCUCUUCAUACUAGUCUAAGAGAACAGCUUGUCGUUUUGGGGCGUCCUUUAUCAAAUUCUUUGACAUAUUUAUGUUUGUCUGUGUACGUCCUUUGAUUGCAUGUGUCUCUAACCAUUUGUGCCGUAGGCUACAUUAUUUGGUUUUUCCUGGUAUAUCUUAUGCAUACCAAUUCCUAAGCACACAUUUGCUCCAAGGUAAUAAAAAAGUUUAAUUAAUUGAGA